Messenger RNA from Diatraea saccharalis (sugarcane borer), 1421 nucleotides. The record is from the annotation of a GenBank genome assembly. Lineage: Eukaryota; Metazoa; Arthropoda; Insecta; Lepidoptera; Crambidae.
AGUUUGCGAACUAGUAAAGUUUGAAUUUUGUUUAUUCUAACCCUAACCUGAUUUAUAUAUAAUUUAUGUGCUAAGAUUCAUAAAAAAUAAAUGUAAUUUUCUAUAACAAUAGAACUUUGAUUAUAUACUUAUAAUCAAAGCAAUAGAUUAACUUCAUAAUGUAUUGUUUUAAAUCCGUAUUAAGUCUUAUGGUUAAAAACCGCAACCAAGUGACCUUUCGGAGUAUAAAUAAAUCUAAAAGGGAUAUUAUCAACUUGUUUAGACCUUUUGGAAGUAUUACCAAAACAGAAGAUGACUCAGAUCAAUUAAUUGAAAAAAUUUGUAAUAAUGAUACAGAAAUGGAGAAAAAAUUACGAAUUCUUAUGCUUGAAGUAGAAGUUAUGAGACAGGAUGGCCGUUGUGCACCCAAUCAUCUGAACGGUGAUCAGUGGCAACAUUUAAUGUCAUUAACAACUAGAAAUCAACGUAACAACUAUCUUUUAUAUUUAUGGAAAACUGAAAAAUCUAGGGAAAAUCAAAAGUUAAAAAAAGAAGCUAAAAGGAAAGAGAUGGAAGCAUUUAUACCUGAAGAAAACAAAGAAUACCCUGAUGACCUUAUAUAUGGCUUAAAACAUCAAAGUUUAUUCCUAAGAAUUCGUGAUCAGUCUAUAAAUAACUUAGACAACUACAGGACAUUACAAGCAAUUCAGUAUGGUCAAAAAGUAGUCAUUGAUUGUUCCUAUGAAGAACAUAUGAUAUAUCGUGAAAUAUUAAAUGCUGCGAAACAGAUGACAUUUGUGUUUGCAGAUAAUAGAAUACACAAAGACCCCUUUGAUAUUCAUAUGUGUAAUGUCAAUCUUAAAGGAGAAUUUAUGAAACAGUUAGAAAAAAAUAUUCCUUCAAUAGAGGAGCCAUGGUUUCCUUUGAAUAUUCACACUAAGAGUUACCUAGAAUUAUUUCCAAGAAACAAAUUAGUAUAUCUCACACCUCAUUGUCGUGAAGAAUUGACUACUUUUGACUAUGAUGCUAUCUACAUAGUUGGAUGUAUGGUUGAUAAGGUCAAUAAUGAACCAUUUUCACUAGCUAAGGCUAAAAAAGAUGGAAUAAAAAUGGCGAAAUUGCCUAUCGACAGAUUUUUAGAAUGGGCACCAGGCGCUAAAAAGAAUCUAAAUAUUAAUCAUAUGAUUCCUAUACUAGCAGAUUUAAGAUUGACUAGCGAUUGGGAGUUUGCAUUAAGACAUAUUCCCAGAAGAAAACUGAUGGAGACUAAAAUAAUGGCGAUGCAAAAUAGGAUCAAGAAUAAAAAAUUAAAAGGAGAGGUUUUUGGAAGCUUCAUAAAACAGACCAAAUCAUAUUCAAUGAAGGACAAAUUUCCUCAAAAACCAAAAAUUAGGAGAUCCCUUUUUGAUGAUGACAGAAUAUAACAAUAAAAAUCUUGAAUU